Messenger RNA from Suricata suricatta (meerkat), 3048 nucleotides. It is a transcript of the gene GLRA2, whose product is annotated as glycine receptor alpha 2. Lineage: Eukaryota; Metazoa; Chordata; Mammalia; Carnivora; Herpestidae. Gene Ontology annotation, cellular component: neuron projection; plasma membrane; postsynaptic membrane. The transcript is spliced from 8 exons. Gene Ontology annotation, molecular function: glycine binding; transmitter-gated monoatomic ion channel activity; transmembrane signaling receptor activity. The coding region runs from base 528 to 1796 and encodes 422 amino acids. The record is from RefSeq and is a predicted model, not a curated record. Gene Ontology annotation, biological process: chloride transmembrane transport; signal transduction; chemical synaptic transmission.
UUCUGUAGCUCUCAUUCCAGCACAGGAUCUCAGCAAUUUUGCCCUCUUCCCCGCUGCCUAUUCCAGCGCGCAGAGUCCUUUCUUCUCUCUCAUUUACAACUUCUUUUAAAAAGAGAACAUUUUCUAGAGAAGAGAGAUUUGCUAAACAGAAAGGACAUAAAACAAAAGCCACAGCAACCCGACUUCCAGCAUGGCAUUGUCACCAGCCCCCUUUGCAUGGUGAUGCGAUUAAGGUAGCGGCAUUUUUAUUAUUCAGGAAGAGCAGCUGGGGAAUCCAUCAGUUCUAAGGCUUUGUCUUUCCUUGGUUAACUGAUGGUCCUGAGCCCCGGUUUGACCUGACCAUGAUGCCUAGGACUGGCACUUUUUGUUUUUUCUCAGCAAACUGUACAAACCCAAAUCUCUUUUUGAUUUUCAAGGAAACUAGAUUCCUGCCAGACUUCGAAUCUGGACAAUAAAUAGAUACUCUGUCCUAGCUUCUUUCUGGAAUCAUUUCGGGAAUAUUUUCCACAAGAAUCACAGAAACAGGAAUGAACCGGCAGCUAGUGAACAUUUUGACAGCCUUGUUUGCAUUUUUCUUAGAGACAAACCACUUCAGGACGGCUUACUGCAAAGACCAUGACUCCAGGUCUGGAAAACAACCUUCACAGACCCUAUCGCCUUCAGAUUUCUUGGAUAAAUUAAUGGGAAGGACAUCAGGAUACGAUGCAAGAAUCAGGCCAAAUUUUAAAGGGCCUCCUGUAAAUGUUACCUGCAACAUAUUUAUCAACAGCUUUGGGUCAAUAGCAGAAACUACAAUGGACUACCGAGUGAACAUUUUUCUGAGACAACAGUGGAAUGAUUCACGGCUGGCAUAUAGUGAGUACCCUGAUGAUUCUCUGGACUUGGAUCCAUCCAUGCUGGACUCGAUUUGGAAACCAGAUUUAUUCUUUGCCAAUGAGAAGGGUGCCAACUUCCAUGAUGUCACCACCGACAACAAAUUGCUUCGAAUUUCAAAAAAUGGCAAAGUACUCUACAUUGGGUACACGAUGAAUGACCUGAUAUUUGAGUGGUUAAGCGAUGGUCCAGUUCAAGUUGCUGAAGGACUGACCCUGCCUCAGUUUAUUUUGAAAGAAGAGAAGGAACUUGGCUACUGCACAAAGCACUACAACACUGGAAAGUUUACCUGCAUCGAGGUAAAGUUCCACCUGGAGCGCCAGAUGGGCUAUUAUUUGAUCCAGAUGUACAUCCCCAGUCUGUUGAUUGUCAUUUUGUCCUGGGUCUCCUUUUGGAUAAACAUGGACGCAGCCCCUGCUCGGGUCGCACUGGGCAUCACCACCGUCUUAACGAUGACCACUCAGAGUUCGGGUUCCAGGGCUUCUCUGCCAAAGGUGUCCUACGUAAAAGCGAUUGACAUCUGGAUGGCAGUGUGCCUUCUGUUUGUGUUUGCUGCCUUACUGGAAUACGCAGCAGUGAACUUUGUCUCCAGGCAACACAAGGAGUUCCUGCGGCUCCGGAAAAAACAGAAGAGGCAGAAUAAGGAAGAAGAUGCUACUCGUGAAAGUCGUUUUAAUUUCAGUGGGUAUGGGAUGGGUCACUGCCUCCAAGUGAAAGAUGGAACAUCGGUCAAGGCCACACCUGCCAACCCGCUCCCACAACCCCCAAAAGAUGCAGAUGCCAUCAAGAAGAAGUUUGUGGACCGAGCAAAAAGGAUUGACACGAUAUCUCGAGCUGCCUUCCCAUUAGCCUUCCUCAUUUUCAACAUCUUUUACUGGAUCACAUACAAGAUCAUUCGGCAUGAAGAUGUCCACAAGAAAUAGAUGUGCCCUUCAGACCCUGGACUUCCUUACCUAAUUGUUGUGCUUGUAAAUACACAGUGAAAUUGUCUUCUAUCACUUUGACAGAGGAAAUGACUAGGGGCGGGGGGAGGGAAGAUCAUGAGGGCAGGUUUCCUGGCACGUACAUGAAUAAAGAUAAGUUAUCUGGGCAAUGACAGAAAAUGUUUGCACAAAAUUAAGGUGUCGCAGAAUCACAUGAGCAUAAUUCCCUUCAUAGUCUUUAGCAUUGUUAUUUCAGAUGAUGUAUUAAUUAGACAGGAUAUGCAAGGUCAAGUGCUCGACAGCUAUUUGGUUUGGUUUGGUUUUGACUAAUUCUGGUACUGAAAAGUUAGCUUAAAACACACACACACACACACACACACACACACACACACAGGAAAAUGCUUACCAUCUGACUGUAGUGACUAGCCUAUAGUGAGUCGAGGACCAAACUUUUUCAGGAAAAUGCUGCCUCGUUUUUAAAACAAGUACCCUGAGCUACGUUCUUUAUGAUGUCUGUAAUUAGUGUUUCACCUGAGAAAUCCUUUUGUGGGCUGUAAAUUAUUUCUAUUUAUUGAGAAAACAACAACAAAAAAUAAACACCAACCACAAAGAACAGAUUUCUACUGUCCGUGUAGGUGUGCAAUUUAAUAUAAUUUUUCUUUCCUCAGUGUAAUUUGGAGGUUUAAAUGGUGUAUUGUGUAAUUGAUUUGAUAGUAUACCCUCUUAAAAAUAGAUGCCCAUUUUAUUUUAGAUCCCAAUCAGCACACUGUAUUUUUUCGCUUUGACUAUAUUGACAUGUGACUUUAACUGCUCAAGUGUCACUUAGCCAUUGCAGCCUCUUGGCCACAGUAUUUAUGGAGAUGGUGUGUCCUGAAUGGUGUAGCUCCUAUUAGCUUGAACUUACCAUUUCUGCUCUCAUUGUAGGUGUAACUACUAGUCCUAAUGUCAAAUGACCAUGAUUUCUACUGUCAAUCCAAGUGAAUAUCGUUUUAAAUAUCCUUAAUUAACUUACGGAAUUUUAAAAUUGUACUGUGAUUUUCAUAACCUGUUGCCUUUUUGGUACCAGAGCUACGUGGUUUGAAUCCUGGCUACAUGUUUUAAGUAAGAAAACAAAUAAAAGACGUAUUUUUGCUUACUCAGAUAAAAGACAACCUGUAAAAAUAUAACAAAAAAAUUGAAUUUUACAUGUGCUGUAAAAGGGAUUAUUAAAAAAUAUUUGUUCAAUUUCAAUAAAGCUAAGUGUGCCACAAAA